UAUGCACAGUUACCACACCCUUUGUAAAAUGCUCCAUAUUAUGCAGACAAAUGUUUCUUUACAUCACAGUCGUUCUUUUGAUGUCAUAUAGCUUAUCUUGCUGUUCACCACAUGAUUUAUUUCUAUUGUCAGGGUUUUGUGACUGGUGGUAAAGAUGGAAUAGUUGCUCUUUGGGAUGAGAAUUUUUCUCGCUGUCUAAAGAAUUACAGGGUCGCCCGGACUACCCUGAGCCCUGGUCCACCGUCCUCAAUUCUGUUGGAAGAUGCUCCUCCGAUCCGCGCAAUAACACUGGGACAGGGCAAAAUUUUAGUUGGCACUAAACAUGGCGAGAUCAUGGAAAUAGAUAAGAGUGGACCCAUCACAGUUCUAAUCCAGGGUCACCUGGAAGGUGAACUGUGGGGCCUGGCCUCCCACCCGACGGACGAGCUCUGUGCGACUGUCAGCGAUGACAUGACUGUGAGGGUCUGGGAUCUAGCGACCCACCGAAUGAAGAAUGUUCGUAAAAUGGCGAAAUCUGCGCGGAGUGUGACAUACUCACCUGAUGGAAGGGCGCUGGCUAUUGGUUUUAAAGAUGGUAGUUUUCAAGUUGUUGAUUCUACAACGCUGGACGACAUUGUUGGCUUUCAUCACAGGAAAGAGGAAAUAUCAGACAUCAAGUUUUCACCUGGUCAAGGAAAAUAUCUGGCUGUUGCUUCACAUGAUAAUUUUGUGGACAUUUACAAUGUACUGAGUAGCAAACGAGUGGGAAUCUGUAAAGGAAGUUCGAGUUACAUUACACAUGUGGACUGGGACUCCAAAGGAAAGCUUCUUCAAACCAACUCUGGAGCGAAGGAGCGGCUGUUCUUUGAGGCGCCCCGCGGUACGCGUCAAACAAUAGCCACCAAUAAAGCUAAAGAGAUUGACUGGUUCACAUGGACCGGUGUUCUUGGUGAAGACUGCACGGGAAUCUGGCCGCCACACUCAGACAUUACUGAUGUGAACGCGGUUGAUUUGACCAAGGAUAAGAAGAUCCUAGCCACCGGAGAUGACUUUGGAUUUGUGAAGGUGUUUGAGUACCCAGUCCAGGGCAAGAAUGCCAAGUUUAAGAAAUAUGUCGGCCAUUCUGCGCAUGUCACAAAUGUCCGCUGGACAAAUGACGACAGCCGCUUGAUUUCAGUGGGAGGAGCCGACACGUCAGUCAUGGUGUGGUCACAUGCUCGGGGCCGUGAAAGAGAAGACACUGGUGGCGACAGUGAUGAUUCGGACACAGACUCGGAGGAAGAGGGAGGCUACGACAGUGACGUGCAGAAAGAAAAGAAUCUGACAUACGAGGAUAAGAUUUAUGCAAAUCCGAUUCGAACUACAAAAGGCGUAAAACCACAUCUUAGAGAGAAGCAAGAUGACGAGGAACAUAGACCUGCUGUUAGUCGUGGCUCUAAAGCUCCUCCUAAAGUCAGACAGCUUGAUCGGCAGAGGGACUCGGGAAAGAAAAGAAGAAAUCAACAAAUCCAGGAACUCAGUUUGGAAUUCAUUCACGGCUAUCGAGGAUUUGACACCAGGAACAACUUACACUACCUCCCUGAGGGAGACAUUGUGUACCACGCUGCCGGGGCGGGAAUUGUUCUGAGCACAGCUAAUGGAAUACAGUCAUUCUAUCUUGACCACACCGACGAUAUCAUAUGCUUGGCUGUCAACCAACACCCUAAGUUUAAGAACAUUGUAGCUACUGGUCAGAUCGGUACAGAGCCUUGUGUUCACGUGUGGGAUGCCAUGUCCAAGGAGACGUUAUCCGUCAUACAAGGAUUCCACACCAAAGGCGUGUGUGCAGUGAACUUCAGCUGUAACGGAAAGCUUCUUGUAACUGUAGGCAUCGACGCUGCACAUAGCAUUGCGGUGUGGAAAUGGGCUGAAGGCAGCAAACUUGCCAGUUCUCAUGGUCACACAGAGAGGAUUUUUGUAGCGGAGUUCAGACCAGACUCUGACAGCCAGUUUGUCACAUGUGGAGUAAAACACGUCAAGUUUUGGAGUUUGGCAGGAGGACAGCUGGUUGGAAAACGGGGGGUGAUAACGGCAGCCCUACAGGGGGAGGGUGACGACUCCCAGCUUCGCAUGCAGACAAUGCUAUCGGUGGCGUUUGGAGCGGUAAGAAAAUACGUACAUGAUCGGGACAAAAAUGCCAUCUUAGCCAUCAUGGAAAUAGAUAAGAGUGGACCCAUCACAGUUCUAAUCCAGGGUCACCUGGAAGGUGAACUGUGGGGCCUGGCCUCCCACCCGACGGACGAGCUCUGUGCGACUGUCAGCGAUGACAUGACUGUGAGGGUCUGGGAUCUAGCGACCCACCGAAUGAAGAAUGUUCGUAAAAUGGCGAAAUCUGCGCGGAGUGUGACAUACUCACCUGAUGGAAGGGCGCUGGCUAUUGGUUUUAAAGAUGGUAGUUUUCAAGUUGUUGAUUCUACAACGCUGGACGACAUUGUUGGCUUUCAUCACAGGAAAGAGGAAAUAUCAGACAUCAAGUUUUCACCUGGUCAAGGAAAAUAUCUGGCUGUUGCUUCACAUGAUAAUUUUGUGGACAUUUACAAUGUACUGAGUAGCAAACGAGUGGGAAUCUGUAAAGGAAGUUCGAGUUACAUUACACAUGUGGACUGGGACUCCAAAGGAAAGCUUCUUCAAACCAACUCUGGAGCGAAGGAGCGGCUGUUCUUUGAGGCGCCCCGCGGUACGCGUCAAACAAUAGCCACCAAUAAAGCUAAAGAGAUUGACUGGUUCACAUGGACCGGUGUUCUUGGUGAAGACUGCACGGGAAUCUGGCCGCCACACUCAGACAUUACUGAUGUGAACGCGGUUGAUUUGACCAAGGAUAAGAAGAUCCUAGCCACCGGAGAUGACUUUGGAUUUGUGAAGGUGUUUGAGUACCCAGUCCAGGGCAAGAAUGCCAAGUUUAAGAAAUAUGUCGGCCAUUCUGCGCAUGUCACAAAUGUCCGCUGGACAAAUGACGACAGCCGCUUGAUUUCAGUGGGAGGAGCCGACACGUCAGUCAUGGUGUGGUCACAUGCUCGGGGCCGUGAAAGAGAAGACACUGGUGGCGACAGUGAUGAUUCGGACACAGACUCGGAGGAAGAGGGAGGCUACGACAGUGACGUGCAGAAAGAAAAGAAUCUGACAUACGAGGAUAAGAUUUAUGCAAAUCCGAUUCGAACUACAAAAGGCGUAAAACCACAUCUUAGAGAGAAGCAAGAUGACGAGGAACAUAGACCUGCUGUUAGUCGUGGCUCUAAAGCUCCUCCUAAAGUCAGACAGCUUGAUCGGCAGAGGGACUCGGGAAAGAAAAGAAGAAAUCAACAAAUCCAGGAACUCAGUUUGGAAUUCAUUCACGGCUAUCGAGGAUUUGACACCAGGAACAACUUACACUACCUCCCUGAGGGAGACAUUGUGUACCACGCUGCCGGGGCGGGAAUUGUUCUGAGCACAGCUAAUGGAAUACAGUCAUUCUAUCUUGACCACACCGACGAUAUCAUAUGCUUGGCUGUCAACCAACACCCUAAGUUUAAGGUGCGUCAAUUC
Messenger RNA from Orbicella faveolata, 3540 nucleotides. RefSeq names its product echinoderm microtubule-associated protein-like 6. The record is from RefSeq and is a predicted model, not a curated record. Gene Ontology annotation, molecular function: microtubule binding. NCBI's taxonomy places the organism in Eukaryota, Metazoa, Cnidaria, Anthozoa, Scleractinia, Merulinidae.